Molecule: messenger RNA, 1988 nt
Organism: Chanos chanos (milkfish)
Lineage: Eukaryota; Metazoa; Chordata; Actinopteri; Gonorynchiformes; Chanidae
Gene: rnf168
Product: ring finger protein 168
Exons: 7
Coding region: 116-1648 (510 amino acids)
Biological process (GO): double-strand break repair; protein ubiquitination
Cellular component (GO): nucleus; site of double-strand break
Molecular function (GO): ubiquitin-protein transferase activity; metal ion binding; nucleosome binding
Source: RefSeq, a predicted model, not a curated record
AGAGCCAAAGAAUUGCCGGGAUUUUCAGAGUUGAGGCCUAUAAGGUUGCUCACUCUAAAUGCCUCGCAGAGAACACUAAAAGAAAGGAGUGUUCUGUUUACAUUAAAAAGGAGGGAUGCCACCGAUUUCGGAGGUGGAGGUGGAGGUGGGACUCAUGGAGGAGGGUUCUGGGGGCCUGUCACGGGCAGACUGCUUGUGCCCCAUCUGCCUGGAGAUCUUCCUGGAGCCAGUGACAUUGCCUUGCUCUCACACCUUCUGUAAACCGUGCUUCCUGGAGACGGUGGACAAGGCCAACAUAUGCUGCCCUCUGUGCCGUAAGAGAGUGUCCACCUGGGCCAGGCUGAACGGCAGGAAUAAGAGCCUGGUUAACGUAGACUUAUGGAGACGAAUACAGGAUGCCUUCCCUGUACAGUGUCAGCGCAGGUUAAAUGGACUGGAUGAUGAUGAUGACGUAAACACUCUAACCGUGACUUCCAGACCGAGGGUUAGCCAGCCAGGGGAGCUGAGAAAAGAAUAUGAGGACCAGAUUAACAAGCUGGUGGAGGAGAAGCGGGCUCUGGAGGAGGCGGAGAGGAAGGCCAGUGAGGAGUACAUUCAGCGCCUCCUGGCAGAGGAGGAGGAGAGGUUGGCACAGGAGAGGAGGAUGCAGGAGGAGAAACAGCUGGAGGACGACGAGAGGCUGGCCAGACUGUUGAGUGAAGAGCUGAAUUCUAACCCCAUCUCAGAAUCUCCGAGGAACAACAGAGCAAACGAAGCCGCUUCAGUAAAAAAGAAAAAACCCAGCGCUGGAGACAUAGAGAAAUUUUUGUGCCCCGUGUCCAACAAACAGUCCAUCGACCCUUAUCUAAGUCCUUCUUCCAGCUUAAUGGCCAACAAGGAGAACAUCUUGAGUCCACCAGCGAUGCUUCUCUCCCCGCAGAUGGCGGAUACCAGCUCUGACCCGGCUAUGCCUGAACUGGACUACUAUGGCAGGCCUUCUACGUCUUACACUGAAUCCCGUGGUCCAGAGGAGCCCCUGCCUCCCACCACCCCGACAGGGCUCCUGUACCCGGCCAAGAGGAAAAGCUCAUCCAUGGAGGGGGACGGAGACGCCAACCCGUUCUACCAGAAGGUCCGUCGCCCCCCCUCUUCGCCUUUGUCCCCCUCAGCGGAGUGCCCCCAGCUUGACAACGCUCCGUCACCGUCCGACCUGCUGAGAUCAGAGGGUUCUCUCCUGCAGGAGCUAGCCCAGUGCGAGGAGGACCUCCUCGUCCGCCGUCAGCAGGAGGAGGAGGACCGGCAGCUGGCGCUGCGCCUCCAGAGGGAGCUGGACCGGGAGGAGGCGACGCGGGCGGUGGACCGGAGCAAGGGCUCGCCCGACAGCUACCCGCUGCGACGGAAACCCCCCCGACCGGCGUCCGGCAAACACGCGGCGGGCCCGGGCAAGGAGGAGGCCGGCGGCGCCAAGAGAGCGCGCUCCUCGGGCCCCACGCCAGCCAAAGGGGAGAGCGAGAGAGCCGGGAAGAGACUGUCCACCACCGGCCCCCAGCAACCGGGAAAGACCCCACAGAAACCCCCUGUUUCUGCUCCGCCCGUCCCUGCCACGCCUGGGAAGAAGGGCAGCAAGCAAACUACACUUACUGAUAUGUUCCCCAAAUUCAGCAGAUGAAGUUCUUCACAUCACUGCAUUUUCAUUGCUGCUUCAGACUCUAUUUUUGGCCCCCCCCCCAGCCUAGGAAAACUGUUGGCAAAGCCUUAUGCGGAAUGUACUUUUGCAAGAAAAGUUGAAAGUUCGGAGUUUCUCGGUCGUUUCCCCCUCUGUGCCUUCUGAAUCGGAGCGUCAGGAGAUCGUAGUCCGGAUGAAAUGUCAGCGAAGGAAAGGUUAAUCAUUUCAAAAUCUGACAGUGCUUAGUGUUUACAUACUGAAAUGGUUGAGAAUGUGUGUGUGCUCUGAGAGAAAGUUAAACUUCUGUAUUUUUUUUCCUUUUUUUAGUUGGUAUCAAAACCUG